Molecule: messenger RNA, 900 nt
Organism: Postia placenta MAD-698-R-SB12
Lineage: Eukaryota; Fungi; Basidiomycota; Agaricomycetes; Polyporales; Adustoporiaceae
Exons: 4
Coding region: 1-900 (299 amino acids)
Source: RefSeq, a predicted model, not a curated record
AUGACCAUGGUUGGAAUCCUACUUCAAUUAGCAUCGAUUCCAAUAAUAGACACGCCAACCAAAUCGGGAGUAUCUAUUACUAGUAAGUACUCUUCCUCCUUUCCUUUGUCCCACCGCGUUCGGCGAGAAAUAGCCGCAGGACGUAGUAAACUCGCACUGAACGGAUAUGCGAAAAGCGCCAGUCCUGUCUUGGCCAUACGAUGCGAGCUCAGCUGCGCGUCUUUCCAUGGGUCCGAGAAGGAAGCCCGUCUUGCUCCCAUUGUGCAACUCCUGCAGCGUGAAACGUCAGGAUCAUCUUCCCACAGGGGAGUUCUGGUGCAUGCACUCUCGAACGCUGGCGGCCUCCACAUCGUGAAGCUGCGCAGGGUGCUCUCCAGAUUGCACGAGUCGAUGCCAGCCACCACCUCAGGUCCGCGCAUCCCGACAGCCCUCGUCCUGGACUCCGCCCCGUCCGCAAACCUCCUCUCCUUGGCCAUCAACAUCUUUGCGCCGGACAACCCCGUCAUGCACAUGCUAUCGCUGCCCCCGCUCCUCGUGCUCUACGUGAUCUUCUCCACCACCGUCCGCCUCUCCGGGUACCCGCCCCUCCUCCGCGAGCUGCGCGAGACGCUGAACACACCGGGCCUGCUGCCCACGGUCACGCCGGACACCGACCCCGCCGCGACGCCGCGGCUGUACAUCUAUUCGGACGGGGACCGCGUCACACCCGCGCACGAAGUGGAGGCGCACAUAGGCGAGGCGCGUGCGCGGGGCUUCGAGGUGCGUGUGGAACGAUUCGACCGCACGUCGCACGUCGCGCACAUGCGCGAGGACCCGGCGCGGUACUGGCGAGCGGUCAACAGGCUCUGGGCGCGGGCAUCAUCGACGGUCCCGGGGUCGCCCGCUUUGGCAUCCCUGUAG